ACGUCGGUUCAAUAAAUCCUCCCCCGAGUGAUGGAUAUUUGUUACCUCUUGUCAUAUCGGCCAAAGGGGAAACUUUAAGCGCUGUAUUUUAUUUGAUAAAUAUGAGUUCCUGUGUUAUCACCCCUGGACCCUACCGGGCCACCAAACUGUGGAAUGAGGUGACUCAAUUGUUCCGGGCUGGUAUGCCCCUGAGGAAACAUCGGCAGAACUUCCGCCACUACGGCUCCUGCUUUACCGCCUCCGCCGCUGUGGAGUGGAUGCACCAGCUGCUGCGUUGCAACAACAAUUUUGGCCCUGAUGUCACCAGGCAUCAGACGGUGCAGCUCCUGAAGAAGUUUAUGAAGAACCAUGUCAUUGAAGAUGUGAAGGGCCGCUGGGGCACAGAGGAUCUGGAGGACAACAACAUGCUGUACAGAUUCCCCUCCUCUUCCCCUCUUAAGCCCAUUCCAUGUUCCGCUUCAGGCUCGGCUCCUGGCUCUAUUAAGAAAAGGGCCUCAUUCAGGGACAAGGAAAGUUUCUUCAGGUUUAGAAAUAUCAAGAAGCAGCACGAGAAAGAGACACAGGAAAAUGUAGACCCUACCCUCCAAGCAGGAGGAGAGAAUCGUCCAAUAGGAGAGCAGCAGGUGCCAAGACGAGAGCUAACGGUGGAGGAUGAAAAGGAGAUCUGGAAAGACAUCACCCUGACCCACCUGCAGAGGAUUCUGGGUGUUGCAUCUCUUGAUGAGGUUUUAGACCAACGUUACGUAAACCCACAGAACAUCAUCCAUAAUAUGACCAAAGUCAACAAGCACGGAGUGGUCACACUGGACGACAAAUCCAAUGACCUUCCUCAUUGGGUUUUGUCUGCCAUGAAGAGCCUGGCCAACUGGCCGAAGUAUGACAGCGCUCAGCCAUCCUAUCCCGGCUUUGAGCGAGAUGUCUUCAAAACGGUGUCCGACUACUUCUACAGCCUUUUGGCGCCCGUGCUUACUUACGAACUUUAUGAACUAUUUAUCAACGUACUGGUGUUUUGUGGCUACGUUGCAGCGCCCACGACGCACCAACUUGGGAAACGCAAGAAGCCCGACCUCCCAUCGGUCCCCCCUCCGGCCAAGACCUCUUUCCGCUCCACUGAAUGCCUCCUCCUGUCGCUGCUCCGGCAGGGGGCGUGCGACGAGGCCGAGUCGCCAAUGAGAGAGGUGCUCGGCGGGACACUUCAGUCGCGGCUGGCGGCGCUGAAAGGAGGCGUUGCCAGCCGAGGUGACGGUCAGCUGGGAGGCAGCUGCACAAGUCUGAGCACAGUUGGUUUUGCGAGGCCUCGAACCAAGUGCUGCUCACUGGAAACGAUCCUCGAUGACUCCGCCCCUCUCACCAGGCAACCGCCGUUCCUGUCUCACGACAGCCUGGCCGACGGCAGCUCGAGCCCCGGGGACGGCUCUGCCAUCGCGACGGCCUGCAGUCAUACGGACUCGACGUCUGUAUCCAAAGCGACCGCCUUCACUUCUGUAGGUGCUCCAGCAGGUACAACCGGAAGCAGACUUUCUGUCGCCGGCCCGUCGGCGGCACACGGGCUGCGGUCAUCCCGGCCACGCAGCACAGGCAGCUGUCUGGACAUAGUCGUAGAAAGCAGGGAAGAAGACGCCAAGGAGCCCAAGUUUCAGGGUCGCGCAACAAGCUGCCUCAACGUGAACACGGCGGCGGCCCGGCAUCACUCCUCAGCGUCACGGCCUCCCUCGCUCUACUCCCAUCUUCCCACCUUUUCCUCUUCUGGUCUUUCUUCCGCUUUCUCUUCAUCUUCUUUGGCCAAAGCACAAAGGUCUCAUGCCACUCCAGGACCCAGUGGGCACAGACCCGCCUGCACUACCUCAAAUCUUUGGCCGCUCCCUCUACCCGCUGUUGUCCGGCGCUGCGUCAGCUCACUGGACGUGUCGAAGCCGCCUCGACCCGUAACCCUGUGCAAACCGCCCGUCUGUGUGCCCACCACCCGGCACCCCCAACCCCAAACCGAGCACAGCCUUCUUCAGCCUCAGUGUGAGCGUGUGGCCAUCGAGGCCCUGCAGCUUUGUACCCUCCUCCUCCCCCCCAACUCGCGCAGAAAGUUGCAACUCCUCAUGAGGAUGAUGUCGCGCAUCAGCCAGAACGCGGACAUGCCCCGCCUCCACCCCGCCAUCGACACCCGAACGCUGAUGGUUCACACGUUUUCAGGCUGUGUCCUGGGCAGCGCAGAGGAGUGUGAUUUGGACGAGCUGUUAGCGACCAGACUCGUUUCAUUUCUAAUGGACUAUCAACACAGCAUCCUCACGGUCCCAGACUACCUGCUCAGUGCUAUCAAUGACCAUAUACAGUACCUGCGCGCCGUACAGGUCCCGAUGGAUGGGGUUUCCAACGUUGAUGGCGACGAUGCCGUUUGCGUCCCGAUGCCCAUCUACGCGUUCUGCCGUCAGAUUAGCGGCGCUGAGUUUGAACAGCAAAAGCUGACGUCUUCCCAGAAGGCCAUGGAGGAGUUGCUGGAGAUGCUGCUGACCGACCAACACAUGAGCGAGAAGGACCGCCGCAAGAAGCUGAAGCAGUUUCAGAAGCAGUACCCAGACAUCUACAGUCGACGGUUCCCCCCCUCAGACGGGGAAAACAAGGCCGACGAGCCAAAGAUUAAACCUCCUCUCUUCAACAUCAGGAAGACAAAAGCGUUCAGCAUCAGGAACUGAACGGAGCGCACGGGUUGUGUCGCCAUCGUAGAAGCUGCCGUUGUGACUGCGCUGAUACUGUGUGGGGGGACCAGUUCGUACGAGCCUCAGAUUGCAUUUUGGGAGUAAAAUGAUGUGCAAUGUUUAAGAUCACUGGUCCAUAUGGGAAUAUUUAGAUCAUAGAUUUAUUAAUUUAUAUGCCGACAGCAUUGGGAGCCGUGAUGGAUUGGUGUUCCUGUGAGGUGUCUUGUCAAGUGAACUGUUUUUAUAAACUUUUAUAAACAUUUUAAAUCAGAAUCUCGAGUUUUGUCUUAAAUGAACUGAAUCAUUUCUCUCAAACUCCAUUCUUGUGUUCGUCCUCUUUUUUCCGUGUGUGGUGGCAUUUUAAAGGACUUUUACGUUCAUGUUUUAGUUUCUUUUGAUUUUCAUUAUCUCUGUUUUAUUGGAGCUUGUCCUUCCCAGUUUCUUGUUUUCCUUGUGUUUGUGUGCCUCAUCUUGAACUCAUCUCUGCGUAGUUUAUUGGAUAGAGACAUUUGUUUGCACUGGAUGUCAUUGUAAAUUGCCAGCAAGCUUAUGUCAAUAAUCAAAGUAGUUAAUUUAUACUUAUUUAAUGCUCAUCAGGCUCCCCACAGCAGGUUUCACCAGACGGCCGUCAUAUGUUGGGUGAAUGGUUGCUGAUGGCUAUGAAUACAACCUCCCACGAAGUGUUUUCAUAACGGCAACGACAACAUGAAUCAUUUGAACGCAGUGAAGUGGCUAUUUACUUCCCUCCAUUAAUUUCCCACAUGGGUGCUAAAAGAUAAUUAGGAAACAGAAGUGCAAUACAGAACUCCUAAUUUCAAAUGUCUGAAGUAACGGCUCUUUUGCAUCGCGUAUGAAGUAUUAGUUCUUCCCUGAUAUGUUUGUCUAUACCUCAGAUCACAUGGCGUGUGUGUGUGUGUGUAACAUAUGUACCCUCAUCAGUGUUUUUAGUUUUUCCCAGAGAGCUGUUGUGUUGUACUCCCACACAGUUCUACUCUCCUCCAUAUUGUUUACUAUGCAAAGUUCUGGGAAAUCUUAUCAAGCUGUUAUUUAUUUGGAACUGUCUGUUUGAAAUGAUGUGUGUGUUGUGCCAUAAAUACUGUACACACACUGUAUAUUACACCUGGUACUAAAGUUGUGACUGGUAUUUGUUGUUUCUCCGUUGUAAGCUUAAUUGUUGAGGUCUGUGGUCAUAGGGACACACAACUGGAAGGUUUGAAGUAAAUUAGUUUAAUUCAAUGUCCUACUCAUCUGUGUAUUCCACUUUAAAGGUUGAUUCUAAUUCUAGAAUCAGCAGAAUUAAAUGGAUGUUAAAUGUA
Messenger RNA from Pseudoliparis swirei, 4003 nucleotides. RefSeq names its product DEP domain containing 1a (gene depdc1). Gene Ontology annotation, biological process: intracellular signal transduction. The coding region runs from base 102 to 2684 and encodes 860 amino acids. NCBI's taxonomy places the organism in Eukaryota, Metazoa, Chordata, Actinopteri, Perciformes, Liparidae. The record is from RefSeq and is a predicted model, not a curated record. The transcript has 12 exons.